This is a messenger RNA of Dentiscutata heterogama, 150 nucleotides long. The record is from the annotation of a GenBank genome assembly. NCBI's taxonomy places the organism in Eukaryota, Fungi, Glomeromycota, Glomeromycetes, Diversisporales, Gigasporaceae.
AUGUACGAUGUGUGUGAAGUCAAGGUAAUGAAUUUAAGUGAUAAAGAAGUUGAGUGCAGUCACAAAUUUAUUCAUGAUAGUAGUACAGGAAAUAUGAGCAGUUAUCUUCAAAGUAAGCAUGACAUAUAUGAAAAUCAGAAUAAGGUUUGA